Molecule: messenger RNA, 2708 nt
Organism: Asparagus officinalis (garden asparagus)
Lineage: Eukaryota; Viridiplantae; Streptophyta; Magnoliopsida; Asparagales; Asparagaceae
Product: pentatricopeptide repeat-containing protein At1g71490
Exons: 3
Coding region: 237-2639 (800 amino acids)
Biological process (GO): RNA modification
Molecular function (GO): RNA binding; electron transfer activity; heme binding
Source: RefSeq, a predicted model, not a curated record
UUUAACCAAACCAUGGAAAUCUAUUUUAUCAAUCAUUUUCUUUUCUUCGACUUCACUUUCAUUCGAACCAGUGAGAAGCCGGCCCGAAUUAUCAAAAAAGGACCGUUCAAAUCUAAGAAAUGGAGGGAGAGGCAAAUCAACGAACACCUCAAGGGCAAUCUGCUUUAUUUUUCUCAGCAUGCCCUUUGUUCCUCUAAAACCCUAACCCUAAGUUAGCUUCCCUCUCGCCUCCUCCAAUGGCGGGCAACGCCAUGUCCGGGGAGAAAAUCUUCAUGUCGAAGUGCGCUCAGUGCCAUAACCUGGAUCGAGGAGGGGGAGCAGCUCAAAAGCAAGGCCCCAACUUGAAUGGACUUUUCGGGAGGAGAUUUGGUGCUUGUCCUGAGUAUUUAUUCACUUCUGAGAACAAGAAUUCGACGCUUGUGUGGGAGGAGUCUGCGCUGCCAGAGCACCUGUUGGAUUCAAACAAGUGCAUUCCAGGCACAAAGACAAAUUUUCCUGGUCUUGGAAAGCAACAAGAUUGUAUAGAUCUCACUGAUUAUCUCAAACAGCAGAAGAAGACAUCUCUUUCAGUCCCCUCUGCUGUCAUCAGUUCAAAAAACAACCUUUCACAAAUACAAAGCUACAUCAUAAGAUCAUGGAAAGAGUCUGUGACCUUAACCCCUUCCAAUUUUCCUAGGAGAAAAGUGGAAAAUGAAAAAUUCAGAUAUCCCACUAACCAUCAAAUCCUUUUGCUUAUAGGUUCCAUCCGGUCCCUCUCAAUGGAAGGCCAAAUCUCCGAAGCCUUCAAGUCCUUUUCUGUCCUUCAACACCGCACCUCUUCCUCCAUUAUUUUUCUCCAUCCCAUCUCUUCUCUCCUCUCUGUGGCAACCAAUCUCAAAGCCCUUCCACAGGGAAAACAACUUCAUGCUCAAAUAAUAUUCCUUGGUCUCCAUGGAAACUCUUUUCUUAUUUCCAGGUUGUCCUCCUUUUACUCUACUGUCAGCCUAAUCUCUGAUGCCAAAACCAUAGUAGAAGAUUCAAGCACCAAGCAUGCCUUGCCCUGGAAUCUUCUAAUCUCCGCAUAUGCCCAGAAUGGAUUUUGGCCGGAUGCAGUUUUAGCCUACAAAAAAAUGGUUGAAAGGGGUUGUGAGGUUGAUAAGUUUGCCUUCCCAUCAAUUCUAAGGGCUUGCAGUGAGAUUCUGGUCUUGGAUUUGGGGAGAGCAAUUCAUGGAAGCAUAGUAAUUAGAGGUUUGCAACAUGAUCUUUUCAUUUGCAAUGCUUUGAUUUCAAUGUAUGCUAAGUGUGGUAUGAUGAAAGUUGCAAGGCAAUUGUUCGAUUAUAUGCCUCAAAAAGAUACAGUUACUUGGAACUCUUUGAUCUCAGGGUAUUCUUCAAAGGGGAUGUGUGUAGAAUCUCUUGAUUUGCUGGAGAAGAUGCAAUUGGAGGAAUCUAAAACAAACACUGUCACUUGGAAUACUAUUGCUACAGCAAAUUUGCAGAUGGGCAGACACUUGGAAGCACUUGAAUUGAUAUCUAAGAUGAGAAUCAUAGAUUCAUCUAUAGAUUCUGCAUCAUUGGUUAUUGGACUAAACUCGUGCUCUAAAAUUGGGUUUCUGAGACUGGGUAAGGAGAUUCAUGGAUUGGCUCUCCGUCUCCACUAUAAUGAGCUUGAGAAUGUUAGUAAUGCUUUGAUCACAAUGUAUUCAAGAUGCAAGCAAGUAGAAGUUGCUCAUCUUCUGUUUGGAAUGAAAACAUAUAAGAGUUUGAUCACUUGGAAUGCAAUGAUUGCAGGGUUUGCAUUUGGAGAUCAAGAAGAAGAAACAUUUGCAACUUUUCAAGAAAUGAUCAGGUCCCAAAUUCAGCCAAAUUAUGUGACAGCAAUGAUAAUUUUCUCUCUCUGCACACGCGCCACAAAUCUCCAGUAUGGACGAGAACUCCACUGCUACAUAAUCAAGCACAUGCACAGCAGCUACCAGUUAUUGUGCAACUCUCUGAUUGACAUGUACUCUAAGCUGGGAAGGAUUAGGGUUGCGGAGAAAGUCUUUGACAUGAUGAGUGACUGUGAUGGAGUAUCCUACACUUCUAUGAUUGCUGGAUAUGGAAUUCAAGGGGAGGGGAUGAAGGCAUUGGACCUCUUUGACAAGAUGAUUUCUUGUGGGAUUAUGCCGGAUGGCUUUACUAUGGUGGCAAUCCUCUCAGCUUGUAGCCAUUCUGGCAUGAUUACCGAAGGUGAAACUCUAUUUUGGAAAAUGAAUGUUUUCUAUGGAAUAUCACCUCAAAUGGAGCAUUAUUCUUGUAUGGUUGAUCUCUUUGGGAGAGCUGGAUUAUUAAGGAAUGCAGAAGAAUUCAUUGACCAAAUGCCAUUCGAACCAAGCACUGCAGUACUAGCAACUCUCAUAAGGGCAUGCCGAGCCCAUGGGAGCAAGGAGAUAGGAGAGAGGGCAGCUAAGAGGCUUCUGGAGAUGACAUCUGAUGAUCCAAAUCAUUAUGUUUUAAUUGCUAACAUGUUUGCUUAUUGUGGUAACUGGGAGCAAUUGAUGAAGGUUAGGGCAGUAAUGAAGGAUAUGGGUAUAGUUGAGCUCCACAUACUUUUGGGGGGAUUAUUUCAGCACAUGCAAGAUGUUGGAUAUGCUGAUAAUGAGGAUUUGGGGGUUCAGUAGGAACCUGAUCAUAAUGAUGGCUCACUCUAGCCAAGAGCUAAUGAAAGCAUCCUAUAUCAAUAGUCNUGA